This is a messenger RNA of Microbotryum saponariae, 1908 nucleotides long. Lineage: Eukaryota; Fungi; Basidiomycota; Microbotryomycetes; Microbotryales; Microbotryaceae. The record is from the annotation of a GenBank genome assembly.
AUGCUGAUCCUCAAGCCAAAAAACCAGCAGCAUCAGUCCGAAAGCGGGACAGGGACCGUGCGCGUCGUGCUCGCUGCUUUGCUCGCAGCGGAAUGCGCCGCGGGGGCUGCCCAAACGUAUUUGACAAACUCGGGUCAAUAGUGAGUUUGAAAGAUGUCGGUACAGAGAGAAGUUAGCUACUGACCGAGAUGCGUGGCGUGAAGCUCUCCCUUUUAUCCGGUCGAGGAAUAUCGCGCUGUGCCGAGCAAGUGCGAGGUCUCGCAAGUAAGUCGAACGAGCGACAUCUUCGGGAUAUCCUAUCCGGGUCGCUGAUACGAAAUCUUCGCGUUCUUUCUAAAUUCUUCGCGAUUAGGUGAAUCUUUUGCAGCGCCACGGAGCCCGACAGCCGACGUCCGACGCCGGCAAGUCGGUCCGGGCCACGCUCGACAAGAUUGCCGGCAAAGGGAACUACUCUCGAUCCGAGAUGGUUUUCCUCGCCAAGUACACCUACGACGUCGGUGAUGAUGGAGAUCUGAUUCCCUAUGGAGCUAAAGAGUGAGUUCUAUCCUUGCUUUUGCAUCGGGAGAAUCAGCGCUUUACACAGUCUUCCGUGCUAAUCGUGACGCCUCCCGUUUGAAGAUCUUACGAUGCUGGCAAACAACUCGUGAAACGAAUGAAGUGCAAUUCCGCGACUGCAGCACUUACCUUCUGCAGUGCGCCGUUCGUUCGAGCGACGGUGCGUUCUUCGGUGGCUCUCACACCAGCUCCAUCCGGCAUCGACUGACUUUGCCACGGCGAAUUGCACACACACACAUAGGGGCAUCCACGUGUUGUCGACUCGGCAGGGAACUGGUCGCGCGGAUAUAUGGACGUCCAGAUCCCCACACUGCCCAACUCGUACAAGAAAAAUUUCACAUUCUCCACCCAAGUCGUCUUUACGGAGGGUGAGCAUCUCCAGAACCCCUUGGCGAACAACUGCCCCAAUCUUGCGAGCACGGUCCCGACUGCGCAGGAACAGUGGCGAGCGGUUUGGACACCGGCGGUGCUUCAGAGGCUUCAGGACACCCGAGACUAUAAACUCACUGCUUCAGUACGUCCUCAGAGAUAGAGAGAUGUCCAUUUGUGCCGGACGUUGAGCUGACCCAGAUCAUUUGGGUCCCCAGGACGUCGUUAAUUUGGCCCAUUUGUGCGCGUUUGAAUCUGUCAAGUUAAACUCCGUCUCCCCCUUUUGCGGUCUCUUCCGCGAGAGCGAGUUCCCCUACAUCGCGUACGACAGCGACCUCGGCAAAUACUACGGCAACGCCUAUCCUGGCGCCCCCCUCGCGCGCUCGCAGGGGUUUGGCUGGGUCAACGAACUCCUAACGCGCCUCACUUCGGACCGUAGCUACAUCGACAAGGAUACGACCCAAGUCAAUCAUACAAUCGACUCUGAAACAAAACAUUUUCCCCUCGACAAGUUCAUUUACGCUGACUUCACGUACGACAAUCAAUUGCUCCCCGUUAUGAGUCUGAUCGGGCUCUUCCAAGAUGCACCCCUGAGCCCGACUCUUCCGUGCCCUAUGCGCACCUUCGUCGCAAGCAAGUUGGUCCCCUUCGCCGGGCGCUUGGUCGUCGAACGUCUGCGAUGUAGCGGGUCGUAUGAGGAUGGCUUCUUUUCUUUCCUUGGGGGUGAUUCGGAUUAUGUCAGGAUUCUGGUCAACGAUCAAGUCAUGGAUCUGUCGAGCGUUUGCGGCAAGGUACGUGCAUUUUUCCAGUACUUGCUCCGAAAGCCGUCACACAGCUAACAAGGUCGAGUAUUCCCCCUGAUAGGGCGAGACCCUGACAAGCGGCACGGUCUGCCGACUCCCCGCGUUCCUCAAAGCGAUGGAGAAGGCGACUGCGACGGCGACGAAAGAAUUCGCGCAAUGUGGAUUCACGACAAGCCGUUGA